Molecule: messenger RNA, 1129 nt
Organism: Oryzias latipes (Japanese medaka)
Lineage: Eukaryota; Metazoa; Chordata; Actinopteri; Beloniformes; Adrianichthyidae
Source: RefSeq, a predicted model, not a curated record
GGUGUUCAUUAGCGUCGUUAGGUCUUGUUGGCCAGUGAGCGCACAUUCCCCUUAAUGACUGCAGCACGACAGUGUUUUGCCAAAGGACACUUGAACACAUGUGCAGGCAGAUUGGGAAUCAAACCUGCCUAAACUGCUCCACCUCUGCAUCAUGACCAACCCCCCCACUAAAGUGAAGAUUGCUUGGUAUCUGUUGAAGGCCAUGUGAUUGUUCAUUUAAGUACAAAUCAAUAAGAAAUGGACUUCUACUGUCUUUCAGGCAUCAACAAAACUCUUUGGGAUGAAAUAAAACAGCUGAAAAAUCAGACUGAAGUCUAUGAAGGUAAUCGGUGUCCUGAAGGAUGGAAGAGAUUUGGAAGCAGCUGCUACUAUAAAUCUACUGAGAAGAAAUAUUGGAUGGACAGCAGGAGUUUCUGUCAGGAUGAAGGAUCUGAUCUGGUGGUGGUGAACAGCAAAGAGGAACAGGAGUUUGUUUCUGCAUUGAAUCAGAAAGCAGAAUCCUGGAUCGGUUUGAUUAAUUUAUGGUCAUUACCGAAACCUGAAUGGAAAUGGGUGGAUGGAUCACCACUGACAGAAACGUUCUGGGAUGAGAGGAUUUCAAAAGAUCCGGACGGCUACAGCGAUGCAGUGUCCUUAAGUGCUGACGGGAAAUGGACACGACAGUAUGUAGUAAACAACAAAAACUGGAUCUGUGAGAAAAACAUAAAAUUCUGAAUAUUUCUGUUUCUGAUCUGUGCAUUGAUUUAACUGUUUAGUAAUGUAACUACAAACAUGCUUUAUCUUUUUUAUUUCUUUUUGUGUACUUCUACCAAAUAGUGCUUAAAGGAAGGUUGUAUUUUAGUUUCUGGUGAAUUGUUCAGAGAAAUGAAGGUGUCAUCUAUCAACAACUUCAUCACAUUUAAAUAUCAGUUAAAAUGACUCAGAUAAACAGGAAACUGUAAUAAAUGACAUGAAAACGAGCUAACUUAGAGCAGCAGUUCAGACUCAGGUUUGGUCUGUAGCAAAUAACAAACAGCUUCCACAAAGUCAACUGAAAAGUUACAUCUAGAAAGGGAAGUCAAUGUUUGGAACAUUUUUCUGUAUUUUCUCAUGAUUUUGAUGGAAUAUUAAAAGAAUUUAUGAUGGAAAA